This is a messenger RNA of Medioppia subpectinata, 660 nucleotides long. Lineage: Eukaryota; Metazoa; Arthropoda; Arachnida; Sarcoptiformes; Oppiidae. The record is from the annotation of a GenBank genome assembly.
UGCAGUCAGUUUAUGGACGCCAAACGCCUGGCAGAGGCGGAGGGAAAGCCGGGCUUUGAAUGUUUGAUUGAUAAUAACAUCGCGGCAGUAGUUAUGGACAUGUAUUUAGCGGGAACGGACACCAUAUAUACAACUCUCGUAUGGAAUCUACUAUUUAUGGUAUAUUAUAGCGAUUGGCAGCAAAUUAUGCGAAAUGAAGUGAACGAUAGACUGGGCGAUAGGGCACCGGUUGUGACCGAUAAACACCAUUUGCAUAAUGUUAUGGCAUUCGUAUACGAGACCAUUCGUUGGAGAAACGCAGGGCCUAUGGGGGCACCGCAUAUGACUUUAUCGGAUACCAUAUUAGGCGGCAAAUACCCAGUUCCCGGUCAAACAAUACUGAUCAUCCAUUUGUGGCACAUAUUGACUAACGAUAAAUAUUUUACAAAUGCUGACCAAUUUAAACCUGAACGUUUUAUUGAUGAGCAUGGCCAGUUUAAUUCCAUUGAGUCAUCAGCAUAUAUACCGUUUGGCACGGGUAGGCAUGGUAGAGCUUAUCUAAUAGUUUCAGUGCUGGAGAACCGGACGGUCCUUAUAUACCCGGUUCUCUGGCAAAGGAAUGUGAAAACUGUGCGCGAAUGGGGAGAGGAAAAUAAAGAGGGGCUAAUCCCUUUUGGGUGA